Molecule: messenger RNA, 1220 nt
Organism: Stegostoma tigrinum
Lineage: Eukaryota; Metazoa; Chordata; Chondrichthyes; Orectolobiformes; Stegostomatidae
Exons: 2
Coding region: 40-1131 (363 amino acids)
Biological process (GO): regulation of transcription by RNA polymerase II
Cellular component (GO): nucleus
Molecular function (GO): DNA-binding transcription factor activity, RNA polymerase II-specific; RNA polymerase II cis-regulatory region sequence-specific DNA binding
Source: RefSeq, a predicted model, not a curated record
UUAGCCACGUGGUGCAAGGAGUUUGCAGAUUUCAGUAAAAUGGCAGAGCAGCAGCAGAGGAGACAGAGACUGCCCAAAUUCAGCUCAGAUGAGCUGGAAGUACUGAUUGCUGAGGUGACCGCACAUAGGGAUCAACUUUUCGGUCGUGCCCACAGACUGUCGCAGGGAGAGCGUGAUAAGAUAUGGCAAAAUAUCACUGCCAAAGUCAAUGCAGUCUCACAGGUCAAACGGUCUGUAAAGGCCAUCAAGACCCGUUGGGAUGACCUUAUGCGGCGCACUAAAGAGGUCGCCCAUUUGGCCCGAGAGGCACGUCAAAUUCAAGUAGAACCUUGUGGAGCAGAAGAUCUGAUCCCAGAGGAAUGGAGAGUCCAUCAGAUCAUGCACCCUCAGUCAAUACUGUGGAUGGGUGGACUGGAUCCUGCAGACUUUCCAUACUGGAGGGCAAUAAAGGAAGAAGGAAGAUCCUAUGCAGAGAAAGCUGGUCCCUCGAGAGGACAACUCAUUUGCAAUGAGGAUGGAGCAAGAAGUUGGACACCAGCCUCAGAAUCUCCCCCUACUCCUAAUAUGCCACCCUCACUAUCAGAGACAUACUUUCCCAAAAGGGGCCCAUGCCCACCUUCCAAUGCCAAAUUAGUGAAUGAAUUUGAUAGGCAACUGCUUGAAUCUCAAAACCAGCAGACUGCAUUCUUGAGAGAUUUUUGGGUAGAAUUCCAGCCCCUUAUGCGGGAUCUCAUACAAGCAACCCGGGAGUUAGCUCAUGAAACCCACUUAGUUGCUGAGCAUACCCAUCAGGUGGCCCAGCAGACCAAGGGAGUGGCUGACAACACCAGAGAAUUGGUGCUACAAAACCAACAGUUACUCCUUCACACCCGGGAAAUGGCACAAAACGUCUCAGAGAUGCAUCUAUCCUUGCAGCGGCAUUUCCCUCAAACAUCUCCUGAACUAUCAAGGCUCAUGAGGUCUGUGCUUGAAGAGCCAAUCCACAAAACAAGUUCAGAAGACCACUCUCCCACACACCCUCCUCAGUCUCAGAGUCUAGGACCUUCCACAGUGCAGCAACCUGAAGCACUUUGUUUUGCAUUAAGAAGGAGGAAGUCCAGGACCCCUGAAAAGAAAAGACGAUUAGUCUGAGGAAGAAGUCUGACAUAGACUACAAUAUCUCAAAUGAAGAUGUUUAAAUCUUUAAUGUAUAUUUUUAAAUAUUUUGUUAUAUUUUUGAA